Messenger RNA from Cryphonectria parasitica EP155, 420 nucleotides. RefSeq lists its product as uncharacterized. The record is from RefSeq and is a predicted model, not a curated record. The annotation marks the transcript as partial. The transcript has 3 exons. NCBI's taxonomy places the organism in Eukaryota, Fungi, Ascomycota, Sordariomycetes, Diaporthales, Cryphonectriaceae.
UUGAGCAGAGUUGAGAAAUCUUUUUCCAAGAAAACUGAACAGCAUAACCAUCUUUUCCUAGCUAUUAAUCAGUUUGGUUUUGAGAUUAUAUCUUGCACUGCUUGCGCUUUCCAGGGCUUGGUAUGCAAGAUAAUGGAUGAUGCAAAGCGUUGUUCUCAGUAUAUCCGUUGUACUCGUUCUUGUAAUAGCUUUUCGCGCAUUAUAGCAGAAGAUAAGAGGCUGGAAUCGAAGGAGCGGGAGGCGGAGGCAGAGUUGGAGGGAGCUCAUUUUCUUGAUGAGGCGUGCACGAAGAUCUCGGAGUCCGCUGCCUGUCUUGCUUGCCUGCGCACCCAGCGUAGAUCUCUUGCCUCUCGGGGCGCUCAAAUGGUGAAUGCGGGCCUUGAGUCCCUUGACGAGCUGGAUGAGCGGGAACGUCGUGAG